CAUAAAAUAGAAAACAAAAGAUGUUACAAAAAUAGGUCCAAAUUGUUAUAGUUUAAAAUAGCACUUAACUGUUUUGUAGGACGUAAAGCUUAAAAAUGACUGAUCAACAACUAGAUCAAGAGUUUCAUUGCAACCUAAUUAGGUUCAAUGACAUAAUUAAAUUACAUUGUAAUUAUCGUGAGAAAAUUGUUGUUACGGAAUGGAUAAGCAAAUUAAAGUCGUGCUCAACCAAUACAGACGAGCGAAAACUAAGGAAUAUGUUUUUGGAACAUUUCAUACAGUGCUGUAAUGCUGAUAUAUUUAGAAAGCCCCCAUUUAAUAAGAAUAUAUCAACUUCAGCUAAUUUAAUAGACUACGCUCAUUAUUUGCCUAAACUUGCCGGUAUCAAGAAAGAAGCUCCAAACACUCCCUGGAAGACGACAAUGAAAAACGUAACUGAAAUGUUUUCCAUAAGUCACGAAUUUUCCGAUUUCCUAUCUCAAUUGCCUGUACCUAGGGAUGGUGGAAUUUUUAUUAUGAACAUUAAGAAGAAAGAAGAUUGUUGAAAUUGGCUAACUUCUGUCGAAUGCAAACCUGUGAUCACUCAAGCGCUAAAUACAAAAUUAUCAUUUAAGCUUUACGUCCUGCAAAAUUUUGCAAAAUUAAAAAACAAUAAUUGUUACAAUAAAACUACUAUAAGAAUUCAUAAAAUUUAAA
This is a messenger RNA of Teleopsis dalmanni, 696 nucleotides long. RefSeq lists its product as uncharacterized. The record is from RefSeq and is a predicted model, not a curated record. NCBI's taxonomy places the organism in Eukaryota, Metazoa, Arthropoda, Insecta, Diptera, Diopsidae. The transcript has 2 exons. Bases 96 to 545 code for a protein of 149 amino acids.